UGGCCCCUCCGCCAAUUUUGGGACCUUAGGGAUGGUACCUGUUGUCCGUAGUCGCGUGUGCUACGAAGGUACUGUAACUUAUUACGUGUUCCUUAAGGUCUCCGACUGCCCGCGAUGGAAAAACCCUUCACCUCGCGCAAACAGCUCAUGUGAGAUUGAUUUACAAGAUAAACAGGACAACUUUCCUCUCAGUAGACGUCGCGACUCGCCAGCAAAUUCAACGCUUCCUCUAGAAGGGGGUGGGUGGGAUGUUUGUGGAUGUGGUCAUCCAGCCAGGCCCGGGUCGCCAGAGAGAGCGCGACCGUCCAAACGGCGAUGUCCUCCCGUUGACCGCCUCCUUCUCAACUGUCCGCACGGAGAGAGAAUCUCGGCCCGACUGCACGUACUUGUCAUUGACCGAAACGUCCCGAAGACCUGUCCGACUGAAACCCGACCGACAAGGAGACACCACAGCCACGUAAGGACCAGACACAAGUGGACACAUCGGAGCACCUCGCUGGCGAGACCGCUAAAUCAUACCCGCUCGCUCCCUGCACGACCAGAGAAGUUUACAGAGACUACAGGUAAGAUGGCUCCCCAAAUCCAGGUGGAAAAUGUCCAACACCAACAAGUAAACGAACCCCCGAGGCGGCACUUUUCAAAGUUUCCUCGGCUAGUUAGCUGCAGCUUCGCUCCGCCUGAUAGCGAGAGGGGAAAAUUUCUGUCCGUAAAGGAGUUGUUUUGUGAUGGGAUGCCGCCGACAUCCACGUACAAGAAGGAGCGUUUAUGUUUAUAUAUUUAACAAUCAACGAUAGCGUUAACUGUGUACUAAAACAUUAAGGGGAGGUAUUCCUCCUAGAAGCUAACGCGUUUUUAGCAGACUUAAAAGAUAUAAGGACAGUAUUCGUCGUAAGAAUGGAAAAAUGGUAAUAACAAUAUAUUUUGACAAACAAUUAAAAAUAUGGAAAUAGUAUCUUGUAGAGAGACGUUUUUAAAAGCGUCAUCACUUCAAUGUUCGAAGGC
Messenger RNA from Branchiostoma floridae (Florida lancelet), 1002 nucleotides. RefSeq lists its product as uncharacterized. Bases 32 to 781 code for a protein of 249 amino acids. Lineage: Eukaryota; Metazoa; Chordata; Leptocardii; Amphioxiformes; Branchiostomatidae. The record is from RefSeq and is a predicted model, not a curated record. The transcript is spliced from 2 exons.